AUGAACCGACUUCGCUUUGAUUUCUCUGCCUCCAAGAUUCCACCAACCAGUUCCGGCUUGGCUGUUAAUUUCCUGCCCUUGACGUCUUGCCCACCACUUCAUCUCGCUAUACUGCUUGCAAAGGAUUCUCCGGGAGAGUUCGAGUGUCAUGGUGAUCUAAAACUACGUGGGGGGAAUGAUGUACGGAUGGCAAAGAAGAAGCUUCGAAUGGCAGCGUAUGAGAUCACAUCACCCGUAAAACUAGUCGGUUUUCUAAUAAGCCGACGGUGUUUUCGGCUUGAGGAGGAGUGGGUAGCAGAUUCCUUGUCUAGUAGAGAUGACGGAGUGAUGAGGAGUGUUGCAAAGGUCCACAUCUUACGUACUCAGAAAACGGUCGGGGGUAAUAAUUCUUGGCUCUAUAUUCAACGACGAGAGGCCUCUCGGGACGUUCGAGGGAUCUGGGAUAUUGCCUCCGAGGCGGUAGAGGAUUAUUUUGGAGAAAUCGCACCCGUGACGAAGCGUCAUGUUGCUGUACUAAUUCUUGAUGCCAAGGGGGAUUUGAGAUUUGGGGAUCUUAUGAAUCGUUCCGCGUUCAGUAAUGGCAUGGGACUCUGUGGUAGCCGCUCGUUAUACGCCCUUCCGUCGUGCUUGGAAGAAGUGGUUUCGGCAUUUAGCGACUGUUCUCGCCCUGGUGAUGCGAUUGAAAAUAGCGAUUCCUCUGAGUCUGGAAGCUCUUGGGAAAUUGCUACAUCUGUAAUGAAAAACAUGGUAGAGGCUUUCAUCAGUCCCCAGCCACCGACCCAGCCCCGUGAUCUUCAGCAUAUUAAUAGGACUUUUUUGAUGAAGGAGCCGUAUUCUUUUCGAACAAAAUCCCCCGGGCUGAGGUUUUGUGUUCCCAAAAACGAGUCUAAUUGGCCCAGGGUCGAUUGUCUUCGGUUUCGCUACCAUCCCUGUUUCCGGAUUCCAACAGAUCCUGUGCCGCCUGCUCUGCCGGAUAACCCGCAGGUCUAUGCCGUCGAGAGCGGUAUUGUUGCUGGAGCUCAAAGUGGCAUAGUUUUAGUGGAGAUCUACACGGAUGGCGUUUACCGGGGACACCGGGAGUUCACCAAUAAGCCGGAGCGGGAGGUUCUGUUGCUCGAACAUGACCUCCGGUGGAGCCUGCCAGAUGGUCAUAGAACUGUGCCUUUGAAGCUCAAGAUAUAUUCCGCGGGGCAAGGGAAAACUGUUGUGGAAGACUUUUCGACUGUCAAAAGUUCAAAGGUCCAAUUGCCAAAUGGUUAUGGGGUAGCUUUCAGGAGCUCCUCUCUUGGGGGACCAAAGGCUGAGGGAUCCAGGCCUCAACAGCUUAUAUUGCAUACAGUGACACCCGGAAGGGUAUUGACAAGCAUUAGGGUAUUUCACAAUUCGGCAUUAGGAGGAUUAGAGUUCAUGUAUGAGGAUUCAUCAACGCAACUGUUUGGCCGUAGGGGGAGCAGCGAGAGCCAGGAAAAGGUUGAGGUUUCGGACUUUCCUUUAGAUACAAGAAAGGGGGAGAGCCUACUUGGAUUUUGCGUGCGCUCGGGAGCUCAGGUCGAGGGGAUUGAAAUCUUGACGAGCUUUGGACGCCGAUCGCCGAUGUUCGGAAAUCCACAUGGUGGUGGCGCAAGCAAUACAUUGAUACCUCCCCGGGGACGUUCCAUAGCUGGCGUCUCAGGAAGCUAUGCCCAGUGUGUCGACGGGUUUUCAAUACUCUAUAAAUGA
Molecule: messenger RNA, 1719 nt
Organism: Tuber melanosporum (Perigord truffle)
Lineage: Eukaryota; Fungi; Ascomycota; Pezizomycetes; Pezizales; Tuberaceae
Exons: 9
Coding region: 1-1719 (572 amino acids)
Cellular component (GO): cytoplasm
Source: RefSeq, a predicted model, not a curated record